CGAAAAAAUCUCAUAGUACUGAGUGCAGGCCGCGGCGGAUCUUCCUUACUUGGUUCCUUAUUCGACAAUAAUCCGCACGUCAUGUAUUGGUUUGAGCCUCUAUAUACUAUCAUGAAACGAAUCCCUAUGAAACGGCAGCCGACAAAAUACAAAGAAACAACCACCAGCGUUAUCGAUAGCUUCUUUCAAUGCCGCUUUGACAAAAUUGACAAGACUAUUUUAUCGGCGCUCUCGAGAUAUAUGUUCCGCAAAAAAAGUAAAGCGCUCUCUAAAACGAAGUUGCCCCAGUUUACGAGUCAACGUCUUAGCAAUGCUUGUAAAAGUUACGAUCACACAGUGAUCAAGAUUUUGUCUGCAAGAGUGCCCAAUACAACAAUACUGACUUUAGAGAAACUUUUCCAAGAACAAAAUCAAUAUGAUGCAAAACUGGUUCACUUGGUUCGCGAUCCAAGAGGAGUGGUCUAUUCCAGGGUUAAGCUAGGAUGGAUGAAGAAAAACUUUAACAGCCCCGAAUUUCGGAAAAGUGUUCGAAACGUGUUUGAUCCAAUACUUCAGAAUAUACGACUUGGUCUGUUUUCUUGCCCAUCUUGGCUUAGAGAUCGCUUUAAAGUUGUUCGCUAUGAAGAUCUUGUGGCGAACAUGGUAAACGUUACACGUGACCUUUAUAAGUUCGCAGGAUUGGAUUGGUCAUCUAACGUUGAUAAGUGGAUAAGUACUUUAGCCAACAAUUCCAAGCACGGACGCGCUUAUUCCUUGUUAAGAAACGCGUCAAUUUCUAUGAACAGUUGGAGACACGCACCUAAACCCCUGAUAGAAGCUGUGGAAGAUGUAUGCGCGGAUCUCAUGGAUCUUUUGGGAUACGAGAAAAUGAUAAUAAAAUAAGACAGACAAAAUUUUGCCUAAUGAUACUAAUCAGUGUUAAUGAUAUAUGAAAGAAACCAUAUAUUAACUGCGGAAAUGAAAUCAAAAUGAAGACAUGAUCGUCGCAGUGAACGCAAUUUAUGCAAUUGCGUAAAGAAGCCUGAAAAAAAAAAUUCAGUCCUGAAUUUUUUUUUCUUUUUUUUUUUCAGGCUUCUUUACGCAAUUGCAUAAAUUGCGUUCACUGCGACGAAUUCAUUUCUUCAUUUUCGAUACUAAUGUUCUCGUAUAGAGGUGCUGAGUAGUCCAUACCAACUAGAACGUUUUCUUUUAAUAGUCCGCCAACCUAAAAUAUCUGUGAGGACUGACGUUAAAUCGAGACGUAAUCUAGCUUAUUUUGGGUUGGAAAAUAUGAAACGGCUUGUCGGCCAUUUCCAUUGUAAAACGUAAUUGAAUUGAGAAUCCAGGCGCAGACGGAUGGCUAAUGUUGACUGAAGCUCACUGACAAGAUGAAUGGGAACUGGAUAAAAUUAAAUUCGUUUUAACAAAUAAUAUAAUCUUUAGAAAUUGUUUACCAACAAUUCUUGUCUUUAUUCUAUACCCCCCUUAGUAGUGCGCACAAAAUUUGAAUGGUCUCCAGGAAAACGAAAUCUCUUUGGUUCAGGUAUGCAGUUCGGAGUAUCAUCCGUUUAAGAAAAACAUGCUAUUAAAUAUUCUUAUAGCUCACGCUUUCCAUGGGGCGUUUGGAUUGGAAGCUUAAUUUGUUUGAAAUUGAAUAUUUUUUUGUUCAAAUUUGCAUGUUUUCUUAUUUUUUCAUGAAACGCAGCUGGCGUUGAUGGGGUAUGAACUAACAAAACCAAAUACAAGUACUCCUGGAAAAUAAAUCUCGCACGUGAUAUUAAUUUAAAACUCUACGUACACUUGGGUUAGAGUUUAGCGGCAUGUUGCAGUAAUUUUACUUUAAUUAAUUUUUACACGUAUUAAACAGUAUACUACCUGCGUUAGGUUCAAUAAACAACUCUGCAAUAAACUAAUUUUAGAAGCCUUGUUUUUAUGCAGGGAAGAUUUAUAGCUACAACAUGUCAAGUGAAGGAAUUUUUUUCCCCGGCACUGCCCAAUAUCUUAUUUACAAAACACUGAAAAUUGCCUGAUUACACAUUCAAGUUGUUAGUAGUAACCGUGCCCCACGUAUAGAAAGACUCUACUUUUCCUCAACCAACAAAGAUUGCUUGAGUUCCGUGUUUGGACAUGGUAUCCUCAUGCAGGGUGCGGGGUAUCGGCAUUGAAGAUGUGCAUAUUUUCAAACAUUGUCAUGAAAUGACAGGAUUAUUGUUGUGGAUUGGGUCAUACUUUAUAAGCUGUGUGGUUCAGCAAACAAGUAGAGUAAAGGAUUUAUCUUCUCUGGCAAGAUAUGAUGACAGUUGUUUAGCUUCAAUGAGGCAUGUUCAAAGUAUCAAACGCGUAGUACGACCUCGCCCAAAUAUACGCUCCCACAGCGUCUUGUUACAUGAAAUUUUCCCGACGCGUUAAUUUCGCAAUACCAAAAAAAUCGCGAGAUUAAUUGACGCGAAAAUGAAUUUAGUGACGCACAUUAUAUCAAUCAUCAAGAAAGAACGAGUUUAUUACCACUGAAACGCUUACAAAAUCACUUUUUUACUGUUCAUUUUUUCUCCUGAAUUUUUACAAAAUCACUUUUUUUACUGUUCAUUUUUUCUCCGGAAUUUUUAGUGUAAAUGGAUGAUGUGGUCACUUGACUCAAGACUGAAAAAUAAUUUACGUACAAGCAUGAACUGCUUGUGCACAUUUUGAGAGCUGCUUUGUUGUUACUGUUGACAACUAGUCCCACUGUGACGUUAUUGCUCCUUUGAUAAAGUCGUUUUAUUUAAUUCAAGGACAUGUUGAAUAACAUUGCCAAUGAACUGUAAAUUGUGGUGCUACAAAACGUGAACUUAAAGACAAAGCGUCCGCUAUAAUUUUCUAAUGAAAGCAAGGCUACUUCAUGUCCUCGAACUUUCGCAGGACCCAUAAGAGUAGCUAACACUUUCGGAUGAGACGAAAAAGCCACCUAAGACAUUCGUGACAACCAAACUGUUCCCCUAAGACAUCCAAACAGAUAAAGAGUUUUUAGGACAACUCGAAAAUAACCAAACAGGCUUCUAAAGCACAGAGGAAACAGAAGACACUUCUGGCGUAUUUGGAAACAUUCGGUUGUUGGGUGCCCCUGAUAUGUAACCGUUUUAUACGGUAUUGUCCCCCACAAACCUCGUUUCUUUAUAUUUUAUCACCGAAAACUAAUCAAAUGUCCAUCUAUUUGUUGGACAACCAUGUAAUGAGAUCAGUGUGCUCAGUGUUCUUUGCUCAGCAAUAACACAUUAUCAUGAUGAUAAAAUCAAUUAGUGUUUUCAGUUACCUUCUAGCAAGGAAAUUUAUGAGAAAUCCUUUGUUCCUUCAUCAGAUUUCGCUUUAUACCCAAACUCUCUAAUUUUUUACAGUUUUUUUUUCUAGAAAUGUUGGUUCCGUUCGAAUAUUUUCCGGACAAAAUCUGUUUUGAUAUACUUAAUUAGGUUUGUAAAAUAAAAUUUGUAGUGGCCUCCACUGAAUUUUACAGCCUAUGUGGUUUCUAUAGUCACUGUAGCAAGCUUUGAACAAUUUUUGAAGCACACGCCGGAUAUAUAUCGUAAACUUAUGGAUGUUUGUUAUAAGUCAGUGAUACUAAGGAAAUUCUGAUGAUUUAUAGUGUAUCUUAUAAUUAGAUCCAUGUAUGAUAGUACUAACGAACAUACUAACGUACAGGCUGGAAAUAUAUUUAUUUGGAAAGAGGUAAGAGUCGGAGUUAUUUACUGGAAUUCAACCAGUCAGGGGCACCCAACGAGAAUACAGUUCAAAACCACUUAAACAUAACAUUGUUGAAAGAAUUAUAGUAUUUAAAGGGUAGAUAUAGGCAUAUUUUUAUCCCCUAAAAAUUUUUCAUCUGUUCGGAUUUCCUAGCUGAAAGUAUAGUGAUCCGAAAAUUAUAGGGAUCACAAUUUACUUUUCGAAAAUUUCAGUCCGAAAAAAGGCUCCCGAAAAUUUUAGGUGACCUUUGUAGGGCAAAAAUCCGUUAUUUGGAAAGAGGUAAGAGUCGGAGUUAUUUACUGGAAUUCAACCAGUCAGGCUGAACCAGUUCCGUUUAAAUCAGCAAAUCACGGAAUCUAGUCUUUAUCCAUAAUGUUCGUGCACCCAAUGAUUCCAUAUGAAUGAGGAGAAACUAGUUAGUAAUUUCUUUGCUUGCGGGGACAAAACAGCAAGGGAGUCAGUAAGAUUCAGCAUUGACUGCCACCCGCGGCAAGACUGGCUAAGACUGCUCGGUCCUUUAAAUCGUAAAAAUGAGAUACUGAAAAAGCUGGUUAUGAUGAUUGUCGGAUAAACAAGUAUAUGGAACAAUCGUAGAAAUAACUUGAGAAAUAAUCUUGAAUCCAUUUUUACCACGGUAAAUUAGAGUGGAAAAGUCACAUAAAAAUUAAUGUGUUUACAAGAUUAGCAAUCAAAACCUAGGAAUUCAGGUAACAUCAAAACUUCAUGAUAUGUAUUCUUUGAAACUUUGAUGCAAAGAAAUGCGGUUUGUUUAGCAAUAUUAGAUUUUACAUUUUUAGGCCGAACAGGUGUCAUUCAGUUCCGGCAUUGAUUAUUUAGAUCUUGUUUACAGUUUUACUUAAUUGCGCAUAUAUGUGGACUGCAGGUUUUGGGUGUCCAAGAAAGCCACGUUUUAAUUAAAAAAGUACACUUGCUAAUAGUUAGAAUAACAGCACUUGUCGGUUCUCCAAGAUGGAAUGUAAAAUAAUCAACAGUGUUUGAGCUAUUAAGCUAAAAUUGCUAAUUCAAAUUUGGAAAGAUCGGCCAGCCCGUUGCCUCUUAAAUGUCCAGUUCACAUCCUUCAAUUCCUACUAGCUUUAUGUACUAGCAUGCGUGCUUGAACGUUUCAUUUGGCAAACGCCGUGGUGUUUAUAUAACUAGUAAUAGUUGACACUACACCUGCCCCCGUUCUGUAUAUUGUCGGUCAAUAGUAUUCUUGCUGGUUGUGUAGCUCUUUGAAAUAUACCGAUUCAUAAUGAAGAUUUUCACACAUAUUCCAUACAAUAGGUGAGAUAAAUACAGUAAACGCAAGGUUCCAUGCACCGUUUCAGCUCGAUUUACACAGCUUUGAUGAAAACAUUCUCAGUUUCGAGAAUAGUUUAUCCUAAACCAUACGAAAAGAUAUAAUUAGAAGUUGAAUUUUUCGCUAUUUCUCUUUCACUUUUUACAUUCAGUUCAUUUUAUUUCCCGGAAAGUAAUCCUUAGAAAUUAAAAGGACGUUUGAUCGAUUCACGCUCGCACAUUCUAGUCUUAUUUGAAACUUUAUAACGCAAAGACAUCUGUCAGCAGGGAAAAAGUCAGCACAGAAUUUGAUUGUCGGCGAAUUCAUGUAAUUGUCCAUCAAUCUGCUAGUGAUAAGCUAGCCGUUAUUCACUCGUCUUUCUUGUUUGGGGCUGAGUCUUAUUCCGAUCAAAGAGAGAGAAAGAGUGUCUGACAAGGUUUCCAAUAUAAAUCAAAGAUUUGUGAACUCGUGUCUGGCAAACCUCCAAGUGUUUAUAUAUACACAGUUAAAGGCACCUUAUGACCUCAUCUGCGCUUAACGAUUGUCUUUUGGCCCAUAACGUUCAAAACAACUGCUCCACAGAAUGUUACUGCGUAACGCAAAAGAGUGGCGAAGUAUGACUGCACAAUAAAUGUCACAAAAUCUACCUGAGCGGACCCUUCGGAAUUUUCUGUCUUUACGUCAUCCUAACCAUUUCGUACUUGCGGGCACAAACAAUAGAAACGUCAUCAUUACCUACCGAUUCCUCGCGGCCCCUGUUCGAGCAAAUCGAGAUUUUUUUCUAGUAUACUGACUGUAUAUUUGAACUGUAAGUACUGUCCUUAAUAUACGCGCGAGUUACUAGGGUGCCUUCUCAGGAUUUCGCCUCUGGGCGAAAUCCCUGCGGGGGCAAUAAAACAGCUUUGUAAAUGUGUCCUGAGGCUCAAAUAAAAAUGCAAACGUAACCCUUAGACAGUCAAUCUCGAUUAACUCACCCCUCAGCUCCAAAAUCAGACAGGCUUUCUAACACUUGCAUUGUUAUUCUCUCUGUUAUUGCAGAUACGGAUUCAUGCAGCUAUAACUAGCGUCCUUUAAAGUUCCCAGGCUUUGUCAUGAAGACUAAUCAGAUCUUUGUGUCAUUUUCUAUUAUCGCUUUGCUUUUGAUAUUUAUCUAUAACACGAACUGGACUUCAAUCUGGCUUUUGCGUACAAAAAUAAGUUCAACCAGCGUAGUGAAACUCAUUGGGCAGAUUGGGUUCCUCAAAACCGAGCAACUGAAAGAAGUUCAGACAAGAGAAACCCUUAUAAACAGCAACGCAACUUUUAAGAUAUAUGACAGCAAAGCAAACAACAGCAACACAGAAGCUGGUAUAAUCGUGGAAAAUAGUCAUCCACAACAAGAAUUUGUUAAAAGGCGAAAAAAUCUCAUAGUACUGAGUGCAGGCCGUGGUGGAUCUUCCCUACUUGGUUCCUUAUUCGACAAUAAUCCGCACAUCAUGUAUUGGUUUGAGCCUCUACGUACUAUCACGAAUCAAAUCCCUGAGAAACAGCAGCCAACAAAAUACAAAGAAACCACCACCAGCGUUAUCGAUAGCUUCUUUCAAUGCGGCUUUGACAAAAUUGACAACACUAUUUUAUCGGCGCUUUCGAGAAGUAGUCUUCGCAAAAAAAGUAAAGCGCUCUCUAAAAGGCAGUUGCCCCAGUUUACGAGUCAACUUCUUACCAAUGCUUGUAAGAGUUACGAUCACACAGUGAUCAAGAUUUUGUCUGCAAGAGUACCCAAUACAACAAUACUGACUUUAGAGAAACUUUUCCAAGAACAAAAUCAAUAUGAUGCAAAACUGGUUCACUUGGUUCGCGAUCCAAGAGGAGUGGUCUAUUCCAGGGUUAAGCUAGGAUGGAUGAAGAAAAACUUCAACAGCCCCGAGUUUCGGAAAAGUGUUCAAAACAUAUUUGAUCCAAUACUUCAGAAUAUACGACUUGGUCUGUUUUCUUGCCCAUCUUGGCUUAGAGAUCGCUUUAAAGUUGUUCGCUAUGAAGAUCUUGUGGCGAAUAUGGUAAAUGUUACACGUGACCUUUAUAACUUUGCAGGAUUGGAUUGGUCAUCUAACGUUGAUAAGUGGAUAAGUACUCUAGCCAACAAUUCCCAGCACGGACGCCCUUAUUCCUUGUUAAGAAACGCGUCAAUUUCUAUGAACAGUUGGAGACACGCACCUAAACCCCUGAUAGAAGCUGUGGAAGAUGUAUGCACGGAUCUCAUGGAUCUUUUGGGAUACCAGAAAAUGAUAAUAAAAUAA
Molecule: messenger RNA, 7248 nt
Organism: Porites lobata
Lineage: Eukaryota; Metazoa; Cnidaria; Anthozoa; Scleractinia; Poritidae
Source: the annotation of a GenBank genome assembly